CAAGCGCGAUUAUCCACACAAUUUUUGGGGUAUAAAAAUCCAUCCUAGAGACAAGGCCACCUACAAAAUCAACGAGUGUUUACAAAUGGAUCGCACAUGAGUCUAUAAAGGGCUUGACCAGUCAUAGGCCCCAGCACAAUAAGUAUAUAUUAAGAUGUCGUUCGUAUUAAAUAUUUGUACUAUACCGUAAUGCGGCGAUCUUUAUCAUUUUAUAUUAUUCAAAGCACUAAUUUGCACUUUGAAAGUCGCAAGAGUCACUUGCUAAGAUGGUUGCAGCAUUGAUAUGAUUAUUAUAGAUGUUUUUGGUAAUGAAGAAAAAUGAAGGCAACGAGAAAAACCGUCGUCAGUGACAACGCACGCUUGCACUUGCCAUAAGCACUCAAGUCCUUAGCUAGCUUUAACCCAUCUCCACUACCAUUACUAGAAACCCAUCCAGUAAAACUCUAUAAAUAGAAACCCUCCUUGGAUCUCUUCUUUCCUCAUAUACACUCUUACACACCGCGUUAUCUACUACACUACAAUUGCAACUCAUCUCUCUCCCUUUCUAUUGCCUUUCUAUACAUAGAAACUAGUUGCAACAUACUGUAACUGUAAUGGCUAAGUUGAGCUUCUCCUUAUGCUUCUUGUUGUUUCUUCUGCUAACAUCAGUCGCCAUGGGAAGCCGUCCUCUUGAGCGGGCUCCAGUAGGGGUGCAGGUGAGAGGUCUAAACCAUUCUAUUAAGGCUAAGAGCGCGACUGCACUGGAUGGUCAAGCUUUAGGUAGCAGCAACAGCAGCCAUGGAAAAACUCCAGAGCGGUUAAGCCCUGGAGGACCCGACCCGCAACAUCAUUAGUUAUUUAGGAUUUCCUUUAUAAUCAAGUGAGUUGUUCUCAAUUUCUUUGAGAUUUGUAUUUCUUAUCAAUAAUUUGGUUGCAAUGAAUCUGUUUUUUUCUUUUGUAAUAGAAUUAUGAAUUUGGGUUUGUAAGAUUAUUACAAAGUAUAACAGUUCUGUUGAUAUAAUAUUUGAAGUUUCGUUA
Brassica napus (rape) is the source of this 1017-nucleotide messenger RNA. RefSeq names its product CLAVATA3/ESR (CLE)-related protein 2-like. NCBI's taxonomy places the organism in Eukaryota, Viridiplantae, Streptophyta, Magnoliopsida, Brassicales, Brassicaceae. The record is from RefSeq and is a predicted model, not a curated record. The transcript has a single exon. Bases 594 to 833 code for a protein of 79 amino acids.